Molecule: messenger RNA, 4085 nt
Organism: Acanthaster planci (crown-of-thorns starfish)
Lineage: Eukaryota; Metazoa; Echinodermata; Asteroidea; Valvatida; Acanthasteridae
Biological process (GO): cell-cell adhesion
Cellular component (GO): plasma membrane; cell-cell junction
Molecular function (GO): cell adhesion molecule binding
Source: RefSeq, a predicted model, not a curated record
AUGACACUGCGAUGUCAAGUGGACAAUCAGGAUGGCAUCAACGUGUAUUGGCAGAACGUGAAAACAGGUGAUUAUCUGAGUAGAGACCGUAAAAUUGACCCUUUCAAUCGGCUCAGCAAGUCCGCGAAACGCAGGUACCGGAUCAUUGGUGAUUCGGGAUCGGGCGAGUAUAACCUGAUGAUUCGGCGCGUCUCCAUGAACGAUGCAUCUGAGUUCAGAUGCCUUUACUUCACCGACAUGGCCUACUACUCACCGAUAGCCCAUAUCAGAGUAUUGAAACCGCCAGAUAAAGGAUUUCCCUCUUGUAUCCUGGGUCCGAGUUUGCAGAUGGAUGCUGGAGACAAUAUCACCCUCAUAUGUGAGUCCAUGGGAGGAGAUCCACCUGCAACGCUGACGUGGAUUCGAGGAAAAGAAAUCCUUCAGUCAAACUUUGUACCACACGCCAGUCGUAGAGUCGCUGCUUAUCAACACACUCUCACGGAAGCCGACCGGAACGUCAGAUUCACCUGCGUGGCACGGAACCAAGCUUUGGCCCAACCCCGGUCUUGCUAUGUGAUUCCUCUACGGAGCCGUAUCGAAGUCAUCCUCCGCCCGGUUGUUACAACAAUCUACCUUGGCGACAGCAUCAGUUUCAAUUGUAUCUCAGAGAACGUUCCUCAGCUGCAAUAUCACUGGACUGUGAAUGGUAAUCCAAUUACAGAAUCAACGGAAAAGUACAAACUUCUCAAGAGUGGCAUGAGAUUGCGGGUGGUAAAUGCCACUUUGGAAGACGAUGCUUCUGUCAUUGUCUGUCGUGUUGAACAGGCAGAGCUUAGAUUGGGAGAUCACGCCGAGGGACAACUCUACAUACGGCAACUGAAAGAUAACGAGUUUACCAGCGCGAUACUGACCACUGCACCGGUGACGACAACUCCGAUGAUGACCACGCCAGAGGUAAAAUUGACAACUAAACCAACUACCACGCCACUUACUACUACGACUUUGAUCACCACGACUGAACAGGGUACAACCACUCCCAUGGCCACUACUAAGCCUACUACCACUACUUUACCGGUCACAACGCAACAGAUAACUACAACGCAACAGAUAAUUACAACCCAACCGAUAACCACAACCCAACCAGUUACCACAACCCAACAGGUUAUUACAACCCAACCAGUUACCACAACCCAACAGGUUAUUACAACCCAACCAGUUUCCACAACCCAACCAGUUACCACAACCCAACAGGUUAUUACAACCCAACCAGUUACCACAGCCCAACCGAUAACCACAACCCAACCAGUUACCACAACCCAACCGAUAACCACAACCCAACCAGUUACCACAACCCAACCGGUAACCAUAACUGAACCAGCUACAACGACCAAACUUGUUACCACUACCGAAGAAGUAACUACCACCAAGCCAGCAACAACAGAAUCGCAAACGACCACAGAGUCGUUCAUGACGACCAACAACCCACUACCUACUGAUCGACCAAAUGUCAUCAUCAGAGAGGAUGAACUGACACCGACACAGAUAUCCACUGAGCCUCAACCUGAGAAUAUGAUUCCGGACAUACUUGCUGAGAGAAAGCCAACCAGCGUCGACGAUUUGGACAACAAUUUAGCAGGACUGUUGGAGAGAUCUGUCCCUAGACCCAAUUCCAAUUUAAAGGGGAAGUCGAGCCCAAUUGGAGACCGUUCACCUCUUCCCCAGAGGGGUGACAUUCCUGAUCUUCCUCCCAUUACCCGCCCUCCAGUCACUACAACCGCUACGCCUACCACCGCGCCCACCACCGCCCCUACCACCACGCCUACCACCACUGCCCCAACCACCACCACAAGCAUGAAGACUCCUAGAGAAAAAACGCCAGAGAUAGUGCCUUCUUGGAUAGGGAAUGACAUCUUACAAGACGCUCCGACAACAUCCGAGUCGCCGACUCAGCGACCAACAACCAAGUUGACCAAAGCUCCGAAAGCACGCACCACUAAGCCCACAACAACCCUGCCAAACACCGAGGUCUCUGAAACAAAUUCUUCAGAUACCUCCAUCCUCGUCGACGCAAGGCCUCCGCUGACUAAGGUCGUAGGAAAAAGUAACGCUGGAGUAGCUGCUGGGUUGAGUGUCACCUUCAUACUUCUCGCUAUCAUAGGUGUGGGAUUGACCAUUUAUUUCUUAAAAUUCCGAAAAGCACCACAGACAUGAAAAACAUUUUGAUAAGCACGAUCGAAAUAAGAAUUCAUUUCCAUUUUGCAAAAUAUUUUCUCAGUACCAAUGAAAAUUUGUUUGGUUGAAAACCAAUGACUCUAAAACUAGACAGAACUGCAUUUUCAAACCUUGUUCAUGAUUGUAAUCCCCGUUGUUUAUACAUGUAAUAUAAGCAUGUCUUAGCAAUGAGUGCAAUGUAUAAAAUAUGUAAUUGUUACAGAAUAGGCCUACACCAAAACCGGCGGCUUUUAUGUCCAGAAUUAAGUAACUGAAAAUGGAAACCGUGAGGCACAGGCCUUCUUUUUAUUAUCAUUAAUUAAUAGGUACAAAGUUUGAAAGUGAUUCAUCUGCGUUCCGUUAUUUUGUAAUAAUCGAUAUGUUGAAGGAAGAGAGCUAACUUUGUCGUCAAAAUAUUUGUGUACUCUGGUAAUGCAGUCUAUUGCAAAAGUAGACGUGGUUGCAAACUUGAAUGUUUAGAUGAUUCAGUAUUAUUUUCGCCAAACCUGCAUGACGAGUCACCAACAUCCUUCUGAUGGAUUCUGCUGAAUAUUUUAAAGCACGUUUAGGCGAAAAAUACCCACCCCAUUAUGAGAUCUGAGACAUACGUAAAUUUUGUAAAUCACAAAACCCUGGAGAUGGAUGACGCAUGUAACGCUCGCUCACAAGUGUGGUUCCCAUUCGUCUUGCUGAAUUAGACUAGUCAGAAGGAAAAGUGCAAAAAAAAAACGCCAUUUACUGUUUUUCUGAAAUGCGAGGGCGGAGGUUGCAAUUAAUUUCAGAAAACUAAGUGGGCUUUUGCAGCAGAAACUUCAACACCGAAAGCAUGUUAUACAAAAGCUUUUUUGCUUUUUUGUAGAAUGAGAGAAAAUGCGUCGUGAAAAUUAAGUUUUGGGGAGCUCUUACGAGGUGACAGGAAGCAUUAUUCAGCACGGAAUGCCUUCUGGAAACUUCUCAGUAACAGUAAAAACACAAAGGAAUUGCAAGUUCCAUUCACCGCAUCAAUAUUAACAUUAAAGGGGAUGCAAAAGACGUCAGAUGAGAUCUCAUGGGUUUAAGGGCACGGAAGGGGGACCAGACGGUAAACUGAGGUAACCUAUUCACAGACUAACAACCUGUCUGUAUCCAUACAGGUUGCUGGAAAAAGACUGGGCACUAGAUGAAUCAUCGUGUUCCGUAAAGCGAUAGAUGUGUGGCAUACACGCCCUUGAGAGGACCAUUUGUGAACUUUUCUGCCUAAGCAGAAUUGACCAUUUCCAAAUAUCAUAUCCUGAGUGCAAUGAAAGCACAAACUUGGCAAUAAAUACACAAAUGAAAGACGUGAGCCUACACUAUUGCUUGAGAUUACAGAAUUCUUGAAUAUGCAUAUGGCGGAACGUGGUGUGUGAUUAAUGCAUUUCGAGUAUUACUUUAGUCCACUUGUGAUAAAAAAGAACCUGGGAUAUGACGCUUCUCUCGCUUUGCUUAUACUUUUGGGAAAUUAACUGCAUUUUCUAUAUCAGUCAGAAAUUGCGGUAACUGUGCUCUAGGUUAGUUUUUCAUUGAAGACGAAUUUAAAUCAUUGUAUAAAUAGUUGUAUAUAUUUAUCAGUGUCCAUCUUAAUAAUAAUCAGAAGAUUUAGAAUUAUUAGCCCGUGGAUUCAUCGAAAAAGCGAAGUUGCCUUUUGACUGAGGAAAACUGCGUCAGAUGACUUAUUGGAAUGAGCGAAAUGUAUAUGUAAACCUUGAUUUCAAACAGAUGCGAUACUAGACAAUUGUCAUAAUCUUUCUAACACAGGAAACUGCCGGCAUUUAACAGAAGUAUUAUAUUAUAUAGCUAAUACCAAUGUUUCAAUGUUCUGUCACAAAAUGCUUGUUCAUAAAGGCUGCGUGUAUUAAAACAGUUCUGUGAAAAAU